Columba livia (rock pigeon) is the source of this 590-nucleotide messenger RNA. It is a transcript of the gene MRPL21, whose product is annotated as mitochondrial ribosomal protein L21. The record is from RefSeq and is a predicted model, not a curated record. The coding region runs from base 193 to 420 and encodes 75 amino acids. Gene Ontology annotation, cellular component: ribosome; mitochondrial large ribosomal subunit. The transcript is spliced from 6 exons. NCBI's taxonomy places the organism in Eukaryota, Metazoa, Chordata, Aves, Columbiformes, Columbidae. Gene Ontology annotation, molecular function: structural constituent of ribosome.
GCGGGGAGGCCAUGGCGGCCGCGCUGGCGGGGACGCGGCGGAGGGCGGCAGCUUUCCUGCUUUCGUCUGCGGUUCGGCGCCAGAGCUCCCAGAGCACGUCGCUGCAGCAAGGACUUAUUGCCAAAACGUCUCUGACUUCGCCCCCAUGGCCUGAAGUGAAGCUCCCAGACCCGGUGGAAGAGGCGAAGUAUCAUGCAGGUGUUGCUGGUUGGUGCUGACGACUUCACGCUUAUCGGAAGGCCGCUCCUGAGGAAAGAUCUCGUCCGUGUGGAGGCUACCGUGAUUGAGAAGACGGAGUCGUGGCCGAAAAUCAACAUGCGCUUUCGGAAGAGGCACAACUAUCAGAAGAAGAAAAUCAUCGUGCACCCACAGACCGUCCUCCGGAUAAACACCAUAGAAAUUUUCCCGUGCUUGUUGUGAUGGAUUGAUCAGGCGUCGUGUGGCUUGGCUGUAUUAUUGCUUCAGGCAAUUAUGGAAAUAAAACUGCCUUCUCCGUGGAGAGCUCUGGACUUCUUGCUGGUGUUGGGAAUGGAAAUCUAUAUGUACUUUCUCGUUUAAAAAAGACAACAUGAAUAUUUUUUUAACUAUUA